Molecule: messenger RNA, 1548 nt
Organism: Neoarthrinium moseri
Lineage: Eukaryota; Fungi; Ascomycota; Sordariomycetes; Amphisphaeriales; Apiosporaceae
Exons: 1
Coding region: 1-1548 (515 amino acids)
Biological process (GO): ribosomal large subunit export from nucleus
Cellular component (GO): nucleus; cytoplasm
Molecular function (GO): ribosomal large subunit binding
Source: RefSeq, a predicted model, not a curated record
AUGGCGGCCAUGGACGUAGACAUGGACGCGCCGAUAUCCAUCGCCCCUCAGUCAGAGGCCCCUCACGGCGCCGCCACCAUCUUCUGCUGCGAGUGCGGCGCCCCCAUCGACGGCACGACCUCGACCAACGCCCUGUGUCUCGACUGCGUCAAGCUCAAGAUCGACAUCUCCCAGGGCAUCCAGCGCGAGGCGACGCUGCACUUCUGCCGAGACUGCGACCGAUGGCUGAUGCCCCCGACCACCUGGGUCAGCGCCGAGCUCGAGUCGCGCGAGCUGCUGUCGCUGUGCCUCAAGAAGCUGCGCGGCCUGCACAAGGUCCGCAUCAUCGACGCGCACUUCAUCUGGACCGAGCCCCACUCGCGCCGAAUCAAGGUCAAGCUGACCAUCCAGGACUCCGUGUCCGACGGCGUCAUCCUCCAGCAGAGCUUCGAGGUCAUCUACAUCCAGGCAUGGCAGCAGUGCCCCGAGUGUGCCAAGUCAUACACCGCCAACGUCUGGAGGGCCUCGGUCCAGGUCCGCCAGAAGGUCCUGCACAAGCGAACCUUUCUGUUCCUCGAGCAGCUGAUCCUGAAGCACGGCGCACAUCGCGACACCAUCAACAUCAAGGAGGCCAAGGACGGCAUCGAUUUCUACUACUCGGCCCGCAACCAGGCAGAGAAGUUUGUCGACUUCCUCAACUCGGUCGUGCCCGUAAAGACCAAGAAGUCCCAGGAGCUUAUCUCACAGGAUACCCACACCGGUGCCAAGUCGUACAAGUUCACCUUCUCGGUCGAGGUGCUGCCUAUUUGCAAGGACGACCUGGUAGCACUACCCAUCAAGCUGGCGAAGCAGAUUGGCAACAUUUCUCCACUGGUCCUGUGCUACAGGAUAGGUACCGCAGUCAACGUCAUGGACCCGAAUACGCUGCAGAGUGCCGACAUCAGCGCCCACACGUACUGGCACACCCCGUUUGCUGCCUUGGCCGACGCCCAGGAGCUGGUGGAGUUCAUAGUUCUGGAUAUUGAGCCGCUGGGACACACCAACGGCAAGUGGGUUCUGGGCCAAGCAGAGGUCGCGAGGGCCUCGGAUCUGGGCGUGAACGAUAAGACCUACUUCGUCCGCACUCACAUGGGUGGGUUACUCCACGCUGGUGACUCGGCAAUGGGUUAUAUGCUCACCGGCACCAACUUCAACAAUGAACAGUUUGAAGCCAUCGAGGCGUCCAACACAUAUUCAUCGACCAUUCCCGACGUUGUGCUAGUCAAGAAGCACUACCCCAACCGUCGCCGCAACCGCAAGAGAAACUUCAAGAUUAAGCGUAUGGCUAAGGACGAGGGAGAGCUGCUUCCCAAGAAGGCUGAUCAGGAACGCAUGGACCGCGAGUUUGAUCGCUUCUUGGAUGACAUCGAGGAGGACGCCGAGUUCAGAAGUGGUAUGCACCUGUACAAGAGCGAAAAGAGGCAAGCGGACGAGAUGAGUGUGGCAGAGACAGAGGACGAAGAUGCACCCGGUAUCGACAUGGAUGAGCUACUAGACGAGUUUGAUGAGUUGACGAUGGAGGAACCGUAA